This is a messenger RNA of Coffea arabica (coffee), 540 nucleotides long. RefSeq lists its product as uncharacterized. Lineage: Eukaryota; Viridiplantae; Streptophyta; Magnoliopsida; Gentianales; Rubiaceae. The record is from RefSeq and is a predicted model, not a curated record.
AUGGAGGAGGCUGGGGUUUUUGAUGUAGGGUUUUUAGGAUCAAGUUUCACGUGGUCUAAUAAUCAGAGGAGUAGAGCUCGGAUUUCAAAAAGAUUGGACAGAUUUUUAGUCAAUGGGGCUUGUUUGGAACUCUCUGACGCCAUUUCUGUACUCCAUUUGACAAGACACCCUUCGGAUCAUGCUCCGUUGAAGAUUUCAUUUGCAACUAGGUUGGAUAAUAAGCCACGUCCUUUCCGUUUUUUGAAUGUUUGGACAUCCAAACCUGAACUCUUAGAGGUGAUUCGCCAAGCUUGGAAUCAAAAUGUUGAUAGAUCUCCAUUGCGAAUCUUAUGCUCUAAAUUAUUGACAACGAGAAGGGCUAUUCAAUCAUGGGACAAGCAAUACUUUGGUAACAUCAUGGACACUGUGCGUUUUACGGAAAUUGCGGUACAACGAGCAGAGGAGAUGGUAGAUCAAGAUGACUCAGACGAAUGCCAGAUUGAGUUAAAUAAGGCUGAAGCGAAGCUCCAUCAUGCACUGUCAAUUGAAGAGCAGUUUUGA